Lagopus leucura (white-tailed ptarmigan) is the source of this 808-nucleotide messenger RNA. Its product is annotated as SWI/SNF complex subunit SMARCC1-like. The annotation marks the transcript as partial. The record is from RefSeq and is a predicted model, not a curated record. Gene Ontology annotation, molecular function: protein binding. The transcript is spliced from 9 exons. NCBI's taxonomy places the organism in Eukaryota, Metazoa, Chordata, Aves, Galliformes, Phasianidae.
AUGAAUGGUUGAGACCAGUGAUGAAAAAAGACAAGCAGGUGCUGGUGCACUGGGGCUUCUUUCCAGACAGCUACGACACUUGGGUUCAUGCCAACGAAAUAGAUGCUGAAAUUGAGGAUCCUCCAAUUCCUGAAAAGCCGUGGAAGGUUCAUGCCAAGUGGAUUUUGGACACAGAUAUAUUCAACGAAUGGAUGAAUGAAGAGGAUUAUGAGGUGGAUGAGAACAGGAAAUCCGUGAGCUUUCGGCAGAGAAUCUCCAUGAAGAAUGAAGAGCCCGUGCGUAGUCCUGAGAGGAGAGACAGGAAAGCAGCAGCAAGCACACGGAAGAGAAAGCAUUCUCCUUCUCCACCCCCCACUCCUGUGGAGUCAAGAAAGAAGUCAGGGAAGAAAGGACAAGCAACCAUAUAUGGGAAAAGGAGAGGGCAGAAGGAAGAAGAUGAGCAAGAAGAUCUUACAAAGGACAUGGAGGAUCCCACGCCAGUACCUAACAUAGAAGAAGUGGUACUUCCCAAAAAUGUGAACCCAAAGAAAGACAGCGAGAACACGCCUGUGAAAGGAGGAACAGUGGCAGACCUUGAUGAACAGGAUGAGGAGACAGUGGCGACUGGAGGAAAGGAGGAUGAAGAUCCUAACAAAGGUGACCAGAGUCGAUCCAUGGAUCCAGGUGAAGAUAACGUCACAGAACAAACCAACCACAUCAUCAUUCCCAGCUAUGCGUCUUGGUUUGACUACAACUGCAUUCAUGUGAUUGAGCGCCGUGCUCUUCCGGAGUUUUUCAAUGGAAAAAACAAGUCCAAGACUCCUGAAAU